Messenger RNA from Spodoptera littoralis (African cotton leafworm), 717 nucleotides. The record is from the annotation of a GenBank genome assembly. NCBI's taxonomy places the organism in Eukaryota, Metazoa, Arthropoda, Insecta, Lepidoptera, Noctuidae.
AUGCGAGGAAAAAUGCCGGGUAAACUAUUACUUCUGUUCCUCGUUGAGACGUCAGCAACUCGCUGCGACGAGGCAACGACGGCGCAAGUUGCCGAGGGCAACUUCGGACAGUCCGGAGUGUUCAACUGGCUCGGGAUGCUCAAAGUAGUCUCAUAUGAAAACAAGAAGUGGAUUACAGCACUGACUGGGAUCGUCCUCGUGAAACCUAAGCACGUGUUGGCGAACGCUGACGACAUCGUGAAGAUACCUCAACAUGUGUUUGAGAGAGACACCAAAGCAAUGUUCGUGCCUGCGAAGGGCGCCGAGUGGACGGUCCAGCCUAAAUCCUACUCCACGCACCCGGAGUACGAGUACUCCACCGUCAACACCAUCGCCAUAGUCGAGCUGGACGUUGAAGAUGUGAACGACUUUCCGUUGAAUCCAAUAUGUCUGCCGAGCUCCUCGUUCAACACUUCCAAAUACCUGUACCUCACUGGCUUUACAGAUGAGCACCAGGUGUUACAGAAAGUCAUUUACAAGAUACAAUAUCUGGAGCAGAAUGUUUGCGAUGAGUUCUACAACAGAGCUGGUAUCGGUUUCGGUGUCCGCGGGCCUGGCUGCGCGGCCCCAGCUCGCUUCAUCGAUCUGUUCCCCUACUUGCCCUGGAUUACUUCCACCACCACUGAGUUGGUGGAGAUGUACGACACACCAGACUUCAGGCGCACCGUGGAGGAAUAA